Ctenocephalides felis (cat flea) is the source of this 1689-nucleotide messenger RNA. Its product is annotated as serum response factor homolog. NCBI's taxonomy places the organism in Eukaryota, Metazoa, Arthropoda, Insecta, Siphonaptera, Pulicidae. The transcript has 5 exons. Gene Ontology annotation, biological process: positive regulation of transcription by RNA polymerase II. Gene Ontology annotation, molecular function: protein dimerization activity; DNA-binding transcription factor activity, RNA polymerase II-specific; RNA polymerase II cis-regulatory region sequence-specific DNA binding. The record is from RefSeq and is a predicted model, not a curated record. Bases 160 to 1386 code for a protein of 408 amino acids.
GAUCAGUUUAGUGUUCUGCGCAAAGAACUUCGCUUGGUAGCGAUACUGUGUAGUGUGAUCUGUGCUUGUGUGUUUGUGCCUCUGUGCUCUGUGAACACAGUGCCGUGAGUGACGUAUGUGAUUAUAGAUUCUUCUAGUGGACUGGAUUCACGAUUUACCAUGGAUUAUAACAUGGGAUUACUCAGUGGUGAUACACCAUCUGAAAUUUACGGAAAUCCCAAUGUCACCCUUGGCAGAUCUUCUAGCGGCCUCACACAACAAAUGUCUCGAGCCGGCAUGCUCCAAACAAAUUGUGGCGGUCUUAAUAGAGGUCUUAAAAGGCCUAGCUCAGAUUCUUGUUUUGAUGACAGAGGAAUGGGCUCGGGAAUAGGGCUUGAUGCCUGUGGCGUACAAGACGUCGUAGAUGACAGUUAUACGUCAAUACAACAAAAGAAAUCGCCACCUUCCAAUGGGAAAAAGACUAAGGGGCGCGUUAAAAUAAAAAUGGAAUACAUAGAUAAUAAAUUAAGGAGAUACACGACAUUUUCUAAGCGAAAAACUGGCAUUAUGAAGAAGGCAUACGAGCUUUCUACGCUAACUGGAACCCAAGUCAUGCUUUUAGUGGCUUCAGAGACUGGACAUGUGUACACAUUCGCUACGCGAAAGCUGCAGCCCAUGAUCACAUCAGAAGCUGGUAAGGCUCUCAUACAGACGUGCCUGAAUUCCCCUGAUCCGCCGACCGGUAAUCAAGGUGGUCCUGGUGGCCAGGGCGGCGACCAGAGGAUGUCGGCGACAGGUUUCGAGGAGACGGAGCUCACGUACAACAUCGCGGAUGAAGAUACCAAAGAUGAACGUACACCAACGUCGAGCUGCGAAAGUGGUGAAGAAUCAAGUGGACCCGAAUCUCCUGUGGGACAAGGCGACUGUGUCGACUUCAAAGGUGCUCUAGAACGAUUGUCUAAAAAGAACGCAAGGUCCCAGAGCCCUCAGUCACCUGGAUCUUCUGAUGACCACGCAAGUGCAACACCUGUGAAAAUGCCUGGACUAGGGGGUUAUUCUGGUCUUUCUAAUGUCAUGUACCAGACUCCCACGGGUAUGUUAUAUCCUGCUUCUGCUCUGCCUCCCGGAGUUAUUUUCCACAUAACCCAGAGUGCUCAUGAUGCCGGAGGCGGAAGUACUGGCCCGCCGCAGUUCAUCACGAUACCGUUGUCCAUGAUGGCGCAGUCUUCAACCGCCAGCAACGGCAAUGUCUCCACCAACAGUGUCUCAGUAGCGGCCACCAGCAAGCCAUCGGUCUCCAUAACUCCUGCUACUUCGAUAUCUGACACCAGCAAUAAUAAUGGAAACAUGACCAGUGCUGCCAAUCGUGAACUUCAAGAUUUGUCCAAAAAGAUGUCGCGGAAAUAGCGACCGCCUGAUGGUGCGACCAGUAUGACGGUCUCUGCUAUUACGCUCUGACAAUCUGGACAACGCAGCGCUGCCUCAAUUUUAUACUGACCUUGCUCACUUUUUCGUGCGAAACACCAGCUUUUGCACAAUUUUUUUAUUAUUAUCGCAUAGUCGGUAUAAUGUUGGGAAUGAAUCGGUUGUAUGCAUGAUACGAUUAAAAUUUUUAUUAUGGGUAAAUAUUAUCCAUGUAUCAUUAUUGAAUUGAAGCAGCGAUGUGGUGAAGUAAAAUCACAUGUAAAAUGAGCCGUAAGUAUUUUUCAU